Messenger RNA from Aethina tumida (small hive beetle), 1805 nucleotides. RefSeq lists its product as uncharacterized. The transcript has 3 exons. Gene Ontology annotation, molecular function: odorant binding. The coding region runs from base 306 to 803 and encodes 165 amino acids. Lineage: Eukaryota; Metazoa; Arthropoda; Insecta; Coleoptera; Nitidulidae. The record is from RefSeq and is a predicted model, not a curated record.
CGGUCGAAUGACGUUGUUUACUUUGUAAAUCCACAUCUGCACCUACGUUAAUAUGUGAUUCCUUGCGUGCAGUUCACCGCAAAACGGAAACCGAUUUGCAUUUUUAUAUAUCCCCAACCUAGCCAACAUCUUAAAUACACGAAAACAAUACACAGCGAAGGUGCACAUUACAUGAGCUCUGUUUAAACAAUCAUUUUAUGAAAAACGUGAGUUUACAAGGCAAUAAAUAAAUUACUUGAAUCUUUAUUAUAUAUUUAGUCAGAGACAUUGAAGGGAACAGUGAGAGACAGUGAGCAACUACGAAGAUGAACAGGUUUUUAAUUUUAGCAGUUACAAUUUCCUACAUCUCCGCAAAUGUCGUGAUAGACGGCAAAGCCAAAUUCAGAGCAGUCCAUAGAGCAUGCCAAGAGGAUCCCAAAACCUCGGUGCCAGAAGAACAGAUCAUGAGACUGUUCCGAGGUGAAUGGAUCGAAAACGAGAAAUUAAAAUUGCACAUUGUUUGUAUGUAUAAGGGAUUGGGCGUCAUUGAUGAUGACGAUAUCAUAGACGGCGACAUUUUGAGGAAACAAUGGGCCGAGCAGUAUUCAAAAGAAGACUACAACAAAUUGCUCGAUUGUCUCAUCGCAUACGACACACUAAUUGACACCGUCUGGGAGUUGAGAAAAUGUAAACAAAAAGCAGUUAAUUCUAUUAUUGAAAUAGAGACAUUGUGGUACGAUGAUAAAAUUAAUAAGGAGGGAGAGAAUGCUGAGUCGACUACGAUCAAACUAGAAUCUCGAGAAACUUGGAAAAAUUGCUUCUAAUUAUGUAAUUAUAUUUCUAUAUUUGAAAGUAUCUAUUUUUAAGAAAUAAACUUAUAAAUAUAAAUAUAUAGAUUUACUUGUUGUUUGGGUCCUCUAAAAAUCAGGAAACCACGAAUUAAAUCAAAUGUGUAUCUUAAAGUUCAAACAUUAAUGUUCUAUAUAAACUGAAUAAGAUAAAAAAGUAAAAUAAAUUAGCCAUAGUUGUUUUAGUAAUGCUUAUUAAUUUAUAGUUGUUUAAAGUUAAAAAUUUCAAAUUGAACUGAAAUUGAAACCUUUCUGCAAAUAUCAACUGAGAACCACAUGCUCCAAUCUUAAUAAUUAAAUUGGAAGUGACACAUUCAGUAUUAAACAUAAAUAAGAAUAAAGCUGUUCUGCAAAAAGAACUUGCAAAUGGUUGGUAAAUACAACAAAACAUGCAGAAUAAUUGCAACAUAUUGACGGAGACGAUAACUAAAAACCAGAUUUUGAACGAUCGAAUAUAUAUAAAGGUGAGCUGAUCAUAAAUGGUCAGUUCGGCACAAUAACGCAUAUUGAAAACAGAAACAUAAAAUGGAGAAAUACUUUCUUUUGGUGUUUGCUGCAGCAACUGUGUACGGUUCAUCUUCCGACAUCUUCGAAGGAAGAACAGAUGAUGAAUGGGCUGAGUUCCAUGUAGUUCACAAAAAGUGUCAGGACGAUCCGUCCACAAACGUAAAUAAUGAGGACGUUUUAAAGUUAUUCGAAGGUAUAAUUCCAGAGAAUGAAAAACUGCCAGUACACAUGCUCUGCAUGUACCAAGGUUUUAAUCUUAUGUCCGUUGACGGAAAACUCAAGAAGGACGCUAUCAUUAGCAAAUGGUCAAAACACGUUAAAGGAGAACUCCUAAACAAAUUGAAAAACACAUGCCUUGACGACAAGGAGGACGCACCUACCACGGCCUGGGAAUUUUUGAAAUGUCAACAUAAAGUUGGUUUUUCUUUAUACGGAAAGUACUAAAAUAUAUGUAAUAAACUUUUAAUCACG